AUGGCGACACAGACGCAGGGCACGCUCGCGAUGGCAGAUGAUGAGAUCGUCGCUUCAACGUCACGCCAAUUGACGCCCAAGAACUCUUUAACACACGAUAACGAGGUAGAAGAAUGCAAGAAUAUGAGUGAACAAGAGCGAAUGUCCCGAGUGCGCUGUGUACUUUGCGGUUUGGCAGCCAAUCCGGCGAUUCGCCUCGUACGUUGCAAAAGCUGCAGUAGCCCAUUCCAUGCCCAUUGUGCGAGUUUACCACUUCCACCUGAGGAUGUCAAUCUCUUUUGCCGUCAUUCAUGUUAUGCCACAUUUAGUAAACAACAGCAAUCAAAGAGCUUUGUCUUUCGGAAUGGAGAUUAUCCUCGACUUGCAACGCAGAUUCAAAGCGUGUUGCAAGAAAAGUCGGAUCGAUUGCAAAUACGUCGACAACUUUUGCUGCAAAAUGUGAGCCCUGUAAGAAACACUGGACGUGGACGGGGACGUGGACGUGGAAGAGGUAGAGGACGUACAGCAGGGAUUAAACGGGCCCUGCUAACAGAUACUGACGAGAGACUCAGGUAUAGCCACCCUCAUGUGUCGUCAAUGGAUCAAGAACAUGCAGAAACCAUCCCAGUCUCCACUUUAAAGAGUUCAAGUGGCUUGUCUUAUCCACGACAGGUUACCAUGACAGAGCUCACUAGCAAUAGUAAUAACAAUACGCCGCAUCGAGAGGAUAACGACAGGAAUUUGCAGCCAUCGCCACGAGCUGUGUCUCCAUCUUCUCGCCGGCCAGUGCGAGGAUUUGACACAGAGCAGGAUAGUCACUUUCACCGUGCACCGCCCAAUGUGUCUAUAUCGUCUACACUGCAGACAUCCCGGCCGACUCGAGGCAAGUAUGCUCCAAUACCGGCGCUUGACCAACAAAGUGCUGAGGGGAUGGAACCACGCUAUGGGGAGUACCCGAUUACAGGUCCUCAUCAAGCACCACAAGAUGAUUCACGCGUGCUCCAAUCGCCUUCGGGGUUUAAUUCCGGGCCAAUGUUUUUGGACGGACGCUCUUCGAGGCAAAUACCACCAGUUCAGGUGGGUCCAGGCAUGCAGCCACCUCAACAGCAAAUGCAAGACAAAGAGGUAUCAACUCGACGUGUGAUCGAAUCUCCCUAUCGCGGGGCAUCAGUUAGUUCAGCGCCACCUCCAGCUCCAUAUACUGACUCCCAUCUUGCGCCAGGUACUAGAAAUGACCCGCCGUCAAAUGCAAACAGCUACGGUUCUCAAGGGCCAUUUCCGCCACAGGCCUCAUCGCAGCUCCCAAAGCGACGCCACACACCUAACAUACCAUGGCGCAAUCCGUCGGCAUUUCCGUCGGGCAUUUACGAGCGAUUUAGUUGCCACUCUGACGAUGCAAACCAUGUCUUCCGGAUCGAUCUUUCGCCCGUUUUCGCUGAUAAGGCUACGACGCUUUAUCAGACAGAGGUCGACUUUUUUUUCGGUGCUUUGAGUCACCUGAUGUGA
Messenger RNA from Peronospora farinosa, 1485 nucleotides. The record is from the annotation of a GenBank genome assembly. Lineage: Eukaryota; Oomycota; Peronosporomycetes; Peronosporales; Peronosporaceae.